Cynara cardunculus var. scolymus (artichoke) is the source of this 747-nucleotide messenger RNA. Its product is annotated as 50S ribosomal protein L24, chloroplastic. NCBI's taxonomy places the organism in Eukaryota, Viridiplantae, Streptophyta, Magnoliopsida, Asterales, Asteraceae. Gene Ontology annotation, cellular component: ribosome; mitochondrion. The record is from RefSeq and is a predicted model, not a curated record. Gene Ontology annotation, molecular function: RNA binding; structural constituent of ribosome. Gene Ontology annotation, biological process: translation. The coding region runs from base 61 to 642 and encodes 193 amino acids. The transcript has 4 exons.
UCUAUCUGGAUAAAUGCUCUGAAAUUUGGUGCACCUCCAUUGAAGCAAACCUUGACAGCAAUGGCGGCCAUGGCUGCUCUACAGAGCUCAUUUACCGCUCUUUCUCUCUCAUCCAAAUCAUUUCUUGGCCAACGCUUCUCCCCGUGCCCCUGUCCACCUCUGGUUAAGACUACAAAAGUGCCAUGUCCUCCUAUCCAAGUGAAGCUAAAGAGAUGGGAACGGAUAAAAUGCAAGCCGAACAGUCUUCCAAUAGUUCACAAGAUGCAUGUGAAGCUUGGGGACACCGUGAAAGUGAUAGCAGGACGCGAUAAGGGUAAAAUCGGCGAGAUAACAAAGAUUGUUAAGCACAACAGCACUGUGAUUGUGAAAGAAAUUAAUUUGAAGACCAAACAUGUGAAGAGCAAGGAGGAGGGUGAAUCAGGACAGAUAAUUAAGAUAGAAGCGCCGAUUCAUAGCUCAAAUGUGAUGCUAUACUCGAAAGAACAAAAUGUUGCAAGCCGGGUGGGUCGCAAGAUCCUUGAAGAUGGUAAGAGAGUACGAUAUCUAUUAAAAACGGGUGAAAUAAUCGACAGCGUAGAAAACUGGAAACGUGCGAUCAAGGAAAGAGAGAAGAAAACAGAAGAGCUUACUGUUGCAUCAUGAUACUAAACCAAAUGAACAAAUUGUAAUCGCAAAUUGUGUGCAUUUUUUUGUUACUCAACUUCCUGUUUGUAGUUUGUGAUCUAAUUUUAUUUGGCCUCUUUUUCA